Molecule: messenger RNA, 678 nt
Organism: Phalaenopsis equestris
Lineage: Eukaryota; Viridiplantae; Streptophyta; Magnoliopsida; Asparagales; Orchidaceae
Exons: 1
Coding region: 1-564 (187 amino acids)
Source: RefSeq, a predicted model, not a curated record
AUGGGCAGCUCCGCCUCCACCGCCUCCACACCCGUCCAAUCUCCCACCGCCAUGGUGAUCGACGCCGACGGUUCCCUCUUCGAAUACUCUCACCCCGUUGCAGUAUACCACAUACUCGACCUCAACCGCCGCACCUUCUUCCUCUCCGACGCCGACGAACUGCUCUACGGCCAUCAAGUUCAAGCCUUGGAGCAUAACCAUCUUAUCCAGCUCGGAAAGAUUUACUUUUUACUGCCGGAGAAGAUGCAGAAUCAUGUGCUGACGGCAGGGGAGAUGGCGGCAUUGGCGGCGAGUGCGAGCUCUGCAAUCGCCAGCGCUGGUUUGAGGAGUAAGAAGAGCGGCGGUGAUGGGAGGAGGAGGGGGAAGAAGGGUGGUGUUCAGGUUAUGCCGAUUAUUGCGGCGAUGGAGUCCGAGGGGUAUGAGAGGUUUAACGAGAACAGGGUUGGGAGUUGGAGAACAGAGAGAGGUGGGGAAGUGAAGCAGAGGGAUUUGGGGAGGGGGAAGAGUGGGAUUAAGGGGACGUUCAUGCCAAGGCUAAGUUCUAUAGAGGAAGUUUGUGAUUGAUUCUCCGGCAAUGUUUAAUGGUUAUCGCCAAUAUGGAAGAAGCUCCAUUUUCUUUUUUUUUUUUGCGGUGUACAGAUUGAUGAAUUAGGUGGUGUUUUGAGAUUGUGAUGAGUU